UAUAAAAGUAAUAAAUAAUAAAGGACCUAAAAUGGAUCCUUGAGGGACACCGCUAGUGCAGUGUUUUUCCUCGGAGUAUUGAUUGGAUACACGCACAGUAAAUGUGCGAUUUGUUAAGUAAUCAUUUAUCCAGGAAAGAAGAUUCCCUUGAAUUCCCACUUUAUAAAGUUUUGAAAUUAGAAGUGUAUGAGGAACGGUAUCAAAGGCCUUAGCCAGAUCAAAAUAAAUUAUAUCAACGGAAUUUUUAUUUUCCAAAGCAAAUGUAAAAUCGUCCAUCACCUCAAGUAAUUGGGUUGAGACUGAGUGAGAUUUACGGAAACCAUGCUGGCAUGCAGGUAGAAUAUUGUGGGAUUCGAUAAAUGAUUGAAGUUCAUUUGAGAUUAUUUUUUCAAGUAUUUUUGAUGAGGAACAGAGAAGGGAAAUUGGUCGGAAAUCUAUUGGGUAUUGUGGAUUUGUUUUCUUUGGGAUUGGAUUUAUAAUAGCUUUUUUCCAAAUUGAUGGUAUUUUAGAGCUAAGAAUUGACAAUGAGAAAAUAUGAGUAAGAGGGAUAACAAGUGCAUCUCUACAUUUUUUGUAGAAGAUGUUUGGAACACAGUCAGGAGAUGUAUUAUUGGAAUUUUCGAGCUUAGAUAUUGUAUCGAAGACUAUUUGUGGGUCGAUGGAAAUUGUUUUGAUUGUUGGUAUUUGAGGAUGGCGUGAGAGAAAAAAGGGUUGAGAAGAAAGAUUUUGAUUGGAAAAGACAGAUACGAAUUGAUCGGCCAAAAUAUCUGAUUUAAUUUGGUUUGAGAAAAUGAGUUGAUUAUUUUGGCCGAUGAGAGAAGGCAUGUUUGGAUUUUUAGGUUUUAUGAAUGAUGAAAUGUAAUCAAAUUUUGUUUUGAUAUUACUGAGUUUUUUGUUUUCCCUAUUUCUUAUAAAUUUGGAGAUUUCAUAUUCAAGUUUAUUAGAAGUUUCUAUAAAUUUUUUCUUAAUAUGGGGUUUGGAGAUCCCUUUCCAUAAAUUUUUGCGAUAUUGGUGAAGUCGUUGGAUAUGAGCUGGAAAGUGUUCAAAAGAAUCUGAUUUGUUUGAUAGGGGUACACAUGAUCGGAUAAUAGUGUGAAGAAAUGAUAGAAACUUAUUAUAGCAUGAUUCG
Messenger RNA from Meloidogyne enterolobii, 1129 nucleotides. NCBI's taxonomy places the organism in Eukaryota, Metazoa, Nematoda, Chromadorea, Rhabditida, Meloidogynidae. The record is from the annotation of a GenBank genome assembly.